AUGCAGUUUGUGGCCAACAAAACCAUGCGCACCCCAUCCAACAUGCUCAUCGUCAACUUAGCCUUCUCCGACUUCCUCAUGAUGGCCGGGAUGUUCCCGUUUCAAGGAAUGUCCGCUUUCUACGAAGUUUGGAUUUUUGGCGAGCUCAUGUGCCAACUUCACGGCUUCGUUGGAGCGUUCAGCGGGUGCAUGCAAAUCUGGACACUCACACUCAUCGCCAAAGACCGAUAUAACGUGAUCGUCAAGGGCAUGGGAGCCAAGCCGUUGUCCUUCAAGAAAGUCGCCGCCAUGAUAUUCCACCACCUGCAGUAG
Notodromas monacha is the source of this 312-nucleotide messenger RNA. The record is from the annotation of a GenBank genome assembly. Lineage: Eukaryota; Metazoa; Arthropoda; Ostracoda; Podocopida; Cyprididae.